AUGGAGGCACAGGGAGGGGCAGGGAGCCCAGAGCCCAAUAAAGACAUCCAGAAGCUGCUGAAGCCCUCCAGCUCAGCCGACCUAUCCAAGGACUUGUUCCAGCACGCAGCAGGCGAGGAGGAGGGCAGCCUGUCGGGGCACACUGCGAGCCUGCUGCACAUCACUGAGAAGAGACAACCACUGAGUAGUGUAUCUUCAUUAGAGGUGCACUUUGACCUCCUGGACCUGACUGAGCUGACUGACAUGUCUGACCAGGAACUGGCUGAAGUGUUUGCUGACUCUGAUGAGGAAAACCACAACGAGUUCCCAACAGGUUCCCAACAGCCAAUGCUGCCCAGAGGUGGGUACAUGCGCUCCCCCUCAUGGACGCGCUGCAGCAAAGUCGAGCCCCCACGAGAGAGAAAACACCACAGCGACUCGGACACCGUGGAGCCCUUGAUGAAGCUGGAGCGGCCCAAGCAGCCAUGACGAGGACGUCUGUGGUGAACCGGCCGGACUGCAGAGAGAGACAAGCCCAAGCUAGACAGACGCAGCCAGAGGGGGAACA
Molecule: messenger RNA, 547 nt
Organism: Pleuronectes platessa (European plaice)
Lineage: Eukaryota; Metazoa; Chordata; Actinopteri; Pleuronectiformes; Pleuronectidae
Gene: dbndd1
Product: dysbindin domain containing 1
Exons: 4
Coding region: 1-468 (155 amino acids)
Biological process (GO): negative regulation of protein kinase activity
Cellular component (GO): cytoplasm
Source: RefSeq, a predicted model, not a curated record